CAAAUUUAACAUCAGAGGACCCUUAACUGGACAAGUACUGGUCGCGACCAUGGCAUCCUUCCUCGACGGCUUCUCCUGGGAUCCGUCCCCGGAUUUCCCGGAUUUCCCGGAUCCCCUGGAAACCCCAGAAAUCACAAUUGCCACCACACCAACGAAUCAGACUCCGACAGAUCAUUCGUGCACAUCACACGGAAUGGAGAUAUCAGAGACAAGGAGUCUAAUAGCGCCAGUGAAGUUCCAAGUAUGCACUAGUUGUAGACGCAAGAAGCGCAAAUGUAGCCAGGAGAGACCAUCAUGUUUAUUGUGUCGAGAAAACGGCUGGACCUGUGAGUAUCGACACCUCAAGAAGAAACCUGGUCCAGCGAAAGGCUCUGCUAGACUAAGAGCACCGGUCUUGCAAGAACUCCCAAAGAAUGGACUGGCUAUUGCCCUCACCGCGGGCGCAAAACGAGAGUUAACCAACUUAUUCUUCACCUAUGUCCAGCCAGCCUAUCCAAUGUUCUGUAGACACACGUUUGAUCAGGACCUUGAGGACGGAAAAGUCCCUGACAGACUUUUGAACGCAAUGUUUGCAGUUUCGUCAAGAUUCAGUCCCCCUUCGGAAAUCUCUAUACUUCUCGGAUCGUCAAGUACUACUCUCUGGGAUAGCUUCGCACGGCUUGCAGAGCACCAGAAAAGCUAUCAUGAGAACCAAAAUGAGCCCAUAUCUUUGAACGACGUUAAGACCGAAGCUCUCUUGACGCUCUACGAAUACACCAACUUCCCCGGUCGAAAAGCCUGGAUGAUGGUGGGAAAUUUGGUGCGGGCAGCCUUGGCGAUGGGACUCCACUUGAUCGAUUCUGGGCGAGAGCGAGAUCCCUCUUUCUCAGACCUUCAACUUGAAGAAUGCCGCUUUGUUUGGUGGACGGUGUGGAAGCUAGAUUCGGCAAUAAACACUCUCGCAGGAAGCCCUUUUGGGAUCGACAGCCAUUGCAUUGGUACCGCCUUAGUUUCAACAUCUAUUGCUGAUUUUACAGCAGGUAUUGUCAUAGAAUCGUCAAAACAGUACCUCUCAAUGGACUCUGAAAGACCAUGGAAGUCAGCGCAGCAGCUGGUGAUGAGCGCCAAUGAUGAUGGUCUGGGCAUGUAUCUUCUUGCGGUCUCCCAUCUCCGCGAUGGAUCAAGGCUUCGGCAACGUUUAUAUAUCAACCCAACACCUCAAUUAGUUAACCAGUUGACGAUUCUAAGAAACGCACUCUCUUGUAUGCGGCUAUCACUGCCCGUCUGGUACUUUGAGCCUGAAAGGCAGUCAUCGUUCGAGACGCCUUACAAACAUCGGACUCGGCUUGAGACCCUUCUCAUAUUCUACGCUUUUCAAAUUGAACUAUUUUUACCUCUCCCAAAUGCUGUCUCGAGCUCUACGGAAGAUGGACUCGCGAAUUGGAAGAAAUGCAUAAGCACUAGUGAAGAUAUAGCCGCUAUCUUUCAUCACUGGAAGCCGGUCUACUUUGCAGAAGCAGAUCCAUUUAUAAGUACAAUUAUCUGGUUCACGAUCUCAAUCCUGAUGAUUCAUACAAUGUCUAUCUAUGGCCACUAUGACGAAGCUCCAGAUGUAAGAUUCAUCAACGCACUACAGUUGCUGAGCCUGGCAUUAGAAAAUUUUGCCAAACACUGGCAUAUUUCUCGUCUCCUCUUAGAUUCAGUAAAGAAUUUAAAGAUAUGGGCUUGGCUAAGGUUAGAUUUCUCAGACAUCCAAUGUAUACUGAUGCAGCUGCGCGUUCCAAUGGACCCUCUUAAGCAGGAACCUGGGUCUUUCGAUAUGUGCCAGAUAGUUGGACGCGUAAACUCCGGGGUAGAGGGGAUUGAUAGAUGUACGAUUGACCUCGGCAUGAUCUAAAUCUUAGGGUUAGGGUUAGGGUUAGGGUUAGGGUUAGGGUUAGGGUUAGGGUUAGGGUUAGGG
This is a messenger RNA of Amorphotheca resinae ATCC 22711, 1939 nucleotides long. RefSeq lists its product as hypothetical. Gene Ontology annotation, cellular component: nucleus. Gene Ontology annotation, molecular function: zinc ion binding; DNA binding; DNA-binding transcription factor activity, RNA polymerase II-specific. Bases 50 to 1876 code for a protein of 608 amino acids. The record is from RefSeq and is a predicted model, not a curated record. Gene Ontology annotation, biological process: DNA-templated transcription; regulation of DNA-templated transcription. The transcript is spliced from 7 exons. Lineage: Eukaryota; Fungi; Ascomycota; Leotiomycetes; Helotiales; Amorphothecaceae.